AUGAAUAUAAUAGAAGCUAAAAAUAAAAAAGUAUCUAAUAAACAAAAACAGUAUGUUGAAAGUGUAUCUAAUUUAUGCUUUUAUUCAACACAAUCUCUAAAAUAUUCGGAAACAAGGAAAAGAAAUGCUUCUUUAUGGGAUUAUAAUAAUGAUAAAAUAAAUGUAAAAUCUAGUUUCCUAAAUCACUCAGGAAGUAUUAUAAAAAGAAAAAAAGAAAAGUUUUACAAAAAUAGCGGCACGUACGAGCUAGGAAGAACACAUACAAAUGAUGAUUGUGAUAAUAAAUGGAAAAAAAACAAUUUUAAUAAAAUAUAUUUUGAAAAAGAUAAUAUGAAAAUAUUUAAAACUUACAAUAUAGAUAAUUCAAUUAGGGAAAAAUAUAAAAAAAAUGAGUUCAGUUAUUCAGACAAUAUUUUAAGUAAAGCAAAUUUCGAGCAAAAUUAUGAGAAAAGCAUUUGUAAAGUUUUGAAUAAAUAUUCCAAAAAAUUCAAAACUAAAUCUUUUGAUAUAAAAAUAAAUUCUAAUAUUUUUGAAAAAUAUGAUAAUAAAGAUUUUAAACUAAAGGAAAACGUUAACAACACAAAAAGUAUCCCUGGGAAACAAGUUUUAAAUUUUACGAGAAAAACAUUCAAUGUUUAUCGUCCUUAUAUUCCAUUAAAAGAAGAAAAUAUGUAUGUAAUAAAAAAUAAAAAUUAUAAUAUAAAUGAAAUUAAUACGAAACAAAAAUCUGCAUAUUAUUUAAAUGAAACAAAAGACAUUUCAAGUUAUUCAAAUAUUACCAAAUUUAAAUCAGAAAAUCUUAGUAGUAAAAAUAAAGAGAACAAUUAUAUUUUGUUACCUUUUAAACUUCCUCCAAAUAAAAAAAAAGAAAAUUUCAUUCAUCAAAAUAAAAAAUUAAAAAAUGAUGUAAAUUAUGAAAUUCGUAUGGAUAAAAACAAAAAAGAGAAUUUUCUGAUAAAUAAAAAGAAAGAAAUUCAAAAUAAAAAAUUCACAUAUUUAAAAAAACAAUUCAAUAUUGAUCAAAAUAGUCAACUAAUAUUAUCCAAAUCACAAUGUAAUAUUAUGAAAAUAAAUAACAAAAUCAAGGAAAAAGGAGUUGAUAUAAAAAAUUUAAAAUAUAGCUUAUAUUUAAGUAAAGAUAAUAUAAAUGACAGAAAAGCAAGUAACAGUAAACUAAUUAAAAGUAAAAAUGAAAAAAUUAUAUAUUUUUUUAAUUAUAAUAAAGAUACUUUAAAAUAUAAAAUAAAGAAAGAUUUAAAAGAGUAUACUUCAAAUUUAAACAAUGAGGAUCAAUUUAAUAAGUCUAUAUUAAAUUCUACUGGUAAACAUACUUUUUCAGGUAUUAAUAUAGAGUUAAAUAAGAUAAAUGAGGGAAUAAAGGAAUAUGCUAAUGAAGAUGAUAAUAAGAAAACAAAAACAAAAAAAACAGAUUUAAAAAAAAAAAAUGAAAGUAUUUUAGGUUGUAAUUCUAAUAAAAGUUUAAAAGGUAUUCUUUAUAGUGAUAAUGAAAAAGUUUACACAGAUAAUGAUGUUACAAAUAAAUUUUGUGAUACGAUAAAAAAAAAUAACUAUAAAGAAAAAGUAGACAAAUUUCUUGAAGAACAUUCAAAAAAUAAUAUAUAUACGUAUAAGGGACAUAAUGAUGAAAUAUUAAAAAAAAAUAAAAAUGAAUACGAAAAUAUAUAUAAAAAAAAGACGAAUUAUGAAAAUGCAAAUAAAAUUUCGCAAAUAAAGUAUGUUAAUAAUUGUUUACCGCAUAAUAAUAUACAUAAUGAAACAGAAAAAUCUGGUACUAAUAUAUCAAAAGUAAAAUUAGAAGUUGACUACUCAGAAAAAAGAAAAUUCAAUUCACACAUAGAAAACUUAAGAAAAGAAAAAUUAGAAAUCGAAAAAAAUAAAAAAGAAGAAUCAAAAUCAUGUGAUUUAAAUAAAAAAAAUUUAAAAAGAAAAUUAAAAUUACAAAAAAAAAAAUCAAAUACAGAAGAAUUAGAAGUAACAAAAAUUGAUGAAAAAAAUGAGUCAAUAGGACUAUCAGAUUUGCCAGAGAAACAUAUAUCUUUAGAAAAUUUUGAGAAGAACAAAUUGAAGAGAGAUACAUUAGAAAAAAAACUUCAAAAAAAAAGAAAAUUAAAAAUAAAAAAUUCAGAAACAGAUGUACUAAGAAAUAGUAUAUCAAAAGAAAAGUUUGAAAAGGAUAAUGCAAAGAUAGAAAAACGUGUAAAUAAAUCAGAGAUUAACCCAUCAAAUGAAAAUUUUGAAAAAGAUAAAUAUAAAAAAAAAAAAAAAGAAAAAAAAUCAAAAAAAGAGGAAUUCGAAAGGAAUGAAUAUGAAUCAGGUGAAAGUUCUGUAGAAAAUAAGCCAAGAAUUGAAAAGUUAACGAAAAUUAAACCAGAGGAAAAAUAUUUUAAAAAUGAAAAUAAAAUAAUAGAACUAAAAAAAAGUGCAAAAAAAAUAAAGAUAUCAGAGAUAAAAAAGGAUGAAAAAGAAAUAUCUGAAACAAGUGAAUCAUGGGGAAAUAAAUCAGGAAAUAUUAAAUUAAAAGAAAAAUUAGAAAAGAAGAAGCUAGUAACAAAAAAACUAGAGAAAAACAAAUCAAAAUUAGAAAAAUUAAAAAAAAGUUUAUUAGAAUUAGAAAAUUUAAAAAAGAGUUUAUCAAAAUUAAAAAAUUUGAAAAAAAGUUUAUCAGAAUUAGAAAAAUUUAAAAUAAGAAGGUAUAAAGAAAAAACCUUAGAAACAAAAAAGUCAAAAGAAAAAAAUAGACCUAAAAUAGAUGAAAUAAUGAGAUAUAACACUGAAGAAUCACAAAAAGAUGAAUCAGGAAAUAAUAAUUCAAAAGAAAAAUUAGAAGAGAAAAAAUCAAAAAUAGAAAAAUUAAAAAUUAUCAAAUGUGAAACAGAAAUAUCUGAAACAGGAAAAUCAGAAACAAGUAAAUCGGAUAAUAACAAUUCAAAAGAAAGUUUGGGAAGAGAAAUGUUAAUAAUAAAAAAUUUAGAGAAUGAUAUGUUAAAGAUAGAAAAAUUAAAAAUGAAAAUAUAUAAUAAAGAAAAUUUAAAAAGAAUUAAAUCAUUUAGAAGAAAGUUAAAUGAAAAAAAAUUUGAAGAAAAUAAAUUGAAAAUGGACAAAUAUUUGGAAGAAACAUUUGAAAUAGAAAAAUUAAGAAAAAAUAUAUUAAAAUUGGAAAAAUUAGAAGAGAGUAUAUUAAAAUUAGAAAAAGAAGACAUAGAAUCAAAAUUUGAAAAAUUAAAAAUGAAAAAGUGUCAAAAAUUAGGAUCUAAAGUGGACGAAUCAGUUGAAGAGAAACUAGAAAAAAAAUUAGAAGAGAUCAAAUUAAAAUUAAGAAAAUUAAAAAUGAAAGAGCAUGAGGAUGAGGCAGAAAUCAAUGAGAAAAAAAGUUCACAAAAAAAUGAAUUAAGAAAAAAAAAAUCAGAAAAAUUGGAAGUAAAGAAAUAUAUUACGGAAACGUCUGAAACUGAAAGAUCAAUAACAGAAACAGGUGUAACGGAUAAAUCAGAAACGGACAUAUUAAAAAAUAAUAAAUUAAAAUUAAGAAAAUUAAAAAAAUGCAAAAUAAUAUUAGGGAAAUUAAAAAAAAAGAAAUAUAAGGGAGAUAUAUCUGAAAUAAAUGAAUCAGAGAAGAAACAAUUAAAGGAUGAAAAAACUAAAAAAAAUACACCAUUGAUGGAUAAAUUAGAAAAGAACAGAUUAAAAUUAAAAAAAUUGGAAAAUUACAGAAUAAAAGCAAAAAAAUCAAAAAAAAGCAAACAGGAGUCUUCAAAAUUAAAAGUGAAGAAAUAUAUGGAAGAACAAUAUGAAAAGGAAGAAUUAGAAAAUAUAUUUUUAGAGAAAAAAAUGAAAGAUAAUAAACCAAUAAUAAAUCAAUUAAAUCCAGAAAAAUUAGAAAUACAAAUUUCUGAAAUAAAAUAUUCUGAAUCAGAAAUGUCUAAAACAAAAGAAAUAGAAAAAGUGGAAAAUAAUAGAUCAAAAUUAGAAACAUUUUGCCUUGAAACAGAGAUGCCAGAGAAUUAUCAAUCUGAAAAAGAAAUAGAAAAUAUAUAUAAAUUAAAGAAAAAAAAAAUAAAAUUAGAUAAAUCAAAAAAGAAGAUACAUAAAAGUAAGUUAGAAACUAUUAAAUCCAAAAAAGAGGAACUAAAUUUUGAUAGAUCAAGGAAAAAUAAUUCAGAUAUAAAAUUAUCAAUAAGGAAAUCAAAAGAAAAUCUAGAAACAGAUAGAUCUAAAAAAAAAAUGUAUAUAGAAUAUAAAUUAAAAGAUAAUGAAUUCGAAUUAGAAAAAUUAGGUAAUGAUGAAAUGAAAGAAGAGAAAUCAGAGGAUGAAAAAUUAGGAGAAAACAUAUAUAUAGAAAGUUAUGAAAGAGAAAUGUAUAAGGAAGAAAAAUCUCAUAGGAAUAAAUCAAUAUUUGAUAAAUUAAAAAUAGAAAAAAAUGGUAAAAAAAAAUCAGAAGAAAGCAUAUUGAAAAAAAAUAAAACUCAUAUAGGUAACAUUUCUGAAACAGAGAAACUUAAAGAAAAAUUAAAAUCUACGAAUAAAAAAAUUAAGGAAAGAAAAUCAACACCUGAAAAGUUAAAAGCAAUAAAAAUUAAAAAAAAGAAAGAGAAAUCAAAAAGAAAGUCAAUAGAAAAAGUGAUAGAAAAUGAAAAUUCAAAGAAUAACAAUGCAAAAAAUGAGCAAAUUAAUAUAUUAAAGGAUACUUUUAAUAAUAUUGGUGUACAUGAAUAUAAAUGUUCCAACUUAAGUAAUUUGAAAGAAGUUUCAGAAAAAAGUAGCAAAGAAGAUACUAUUAGCAAAAACUUAAAAACAAUUAAUUAUGAUGAACAAAAUAUACAUGACAGCACAAAAAUUAACAAUUUUCAAAUAAAAGAUUACAAUGAAAACAAAAGAGAAAUAAAAAAAAAAAUUAUAAAAAUUUUUAAAUCUUCUUUGGAAGAUUUUUAUUUUAAUAAAAAUACAUAUUCUCCAGGAACGUUAACUUUAAAUAACAUACACAAAGAAAAUGGGGGCAACUUUCAUAGAAACCUAGAUAAUAACGAAAGCAAUCAUAAUUUUUAUAACAUGAAUGCAUGUAAAGAAGAUAACUAUAAAAAGAAAAAGACAUAUACAAAUAGUAUAAGUAGAAGUAAAAUUUCUCUUGGAAAUGAUGAUUUUGAAAAUAUAAGAAAAGAAAACAUUGAAGUGAAUAAUAUGGGAAAUAUGGACUAUUAUAAAAAUAGAUAUAUAGAUGUAAGUAGAUAUAUAAAUGAGAAUGAUUUUAAAUCUAAGGAUAGAUAUAAAAGUGAAAAUUUCAAAUUAGGUAAAUUAUAUGAUAUUUAUAAUAGCAACAAAGGGAAUUACUUAAAUUAUUAUAAUGAAAUUAAUAAAUAUAAUUCAAAUAAAGAAUAUUAUUAUAAUGAAAAUGAAGGAGAUUACGAAAAUAUAUAUAAAAAGGACAGUCUAAUUGGCACGGAAAACAUAAAAAAACAGGAUAUACGUUACAAUAAUGAAAUAUAUUUACAUAAAUAUGAAAAUUUAACAAAAAGCAAUGAAAAAAUACACUUAGAUAUAUUAUAUAAAUCUCAACCUAGUGAAAUAAAGCUACCUAAUAAUUUAUCUUUAUUUAUAAAGAAAAAAAUUGAUGUAGAAUUAAAAAAAAAUAUGUAUAAAAAAAUAUAUCAAAUAGUAAAUAAAAACAACUAUGAUAAUAAAGAAGAAAUAAAAAGACUUUUACGUUUAUUUUUUAAAUAUAUGAAAUUAAAUAAAUUCAUAAGUAAAUCUGAUUUUCUACUUAAGAAUGAUACAGAAAAAGUUAAAAAAACCAUACAAAAAAAAAGAAAAAAAAGAAAGAAAAUAAAAGAAAAUAAUGAAAAUAGACAAGAAGAUGUAAACAAUAAUAGUAAUAAUACAAAAAAAAGAAAAAUGAAAAUAAUUAAUGUUGAUAACGCUACUAAUAAUUUACCUCUAACUAUGCUAAUAAUAAGAAAUUUUGAAGAAAAAAAAAAUUUUGACAAAAACAUUAAGAUAAGAUAUAAGGUGGAAUUGGUUAGUUUAAAAAAACCAUUUAAAAUAAAAGAAAUAAUUGAAAAAGAAAAAUACCUUUUUUCAAGAGUAGAAAAAAUAUAUGAUUUUUCUAAUUUAGAUAAAAAUAAAACCAAUGAUAAUUACAACCUUAUAAAUAAAUAUAUUCCAUUUCCAAACAUGAAAAACUAUUUAUCUGAAUAUCAGCACAAAUUUACAAUUUGUAAAUCUAAAAGUGGAAAAAAAAUUAACUUUUUUAAUAUGAAUAAUAUUUUCAAAACGAAUGAAAAAAAAAAAAAAUAUAAUGUCAAAUUUGAUGGAAUGAAAGAAAAUAUAAAGAGAGAUAAUGAUAAUUAUUCUUUUGAAACAAAAUCAAAGUUAAAUAUGUUCACAUAUGCAUCAUUUAAGGAAAAAGAAAGCAAAAAUUUUUUAAUAAAAAGAGUAUCUAUAAAAAAAAAAGAAAAUGAAACUUUAAAUAAAAAUGACAUAUUAAAAUAUAGUCAUAAGAAAAUGUUACUUUUAAAAAGCUUUUCUAGUCAAAAUAAGAAUAAAACUGCAAAUUCUAAUAUAUUAUCUCCAAAAAAAAAAAAUUAUGUAUUCAAAAGUUUUGCUAUGAACAAUAUAAAUACUUCUUUUAAUAGAAAUGAGUAUAUAAUAAAUUUCAAUAAAUAUACUGAAAAGAUAAAAGAGUGCAUAACAACAGAUAAGAAUUCUGAAAAAAUGAAUCAGACAUAUAAGAAUAGUUUAGGUCAUGUAGACAGUUUUUUAAAAGUAAUGGAUAAUAUAAAAAAUAAGAAAUUUAUUCUAGAAAGUCAUAAAUCAGGUAUGGAAAAAAUAGAUAUACAAAAAAGUAAAAAUAUUAAUCUUUACGAAACUAAUAUAAGUAAAUAUAAUAGUUUAAAAAUUUCAUUAAAAGACUUAAAAAAAAUUGGUGUUAAAAAGAAAGAAGAAAGUAAAAAUACAAGUCAUUAUAAUAUGAAAACUCAAGGUCUAUCUUCAAAUGAAAAUUUAUAUAAAGUUGAACUUAGUAAUAAUAAUUAUAAUGAAUAUAUAAAAAUUAAAGAAAAUAAGAAAAUUCAACAAGAUAAGACUAUAUUGGAGAAUAAUGAUCAUACUAUAAACAAUAACGAACAUAAUAACAUCUAUAAAAAUGAAAAAAAAAAGGGAAGUGAUAAAUAUGAUAAAAAUGAAAACAUAUAUAAAUUUAUUGAUAAAAAAAGUAAUUAUGUAAAAAAUAAGAAUGAAAAUGAUUCUAAAAUUUUUGAUAAAAAUGGUAGUCAUAAAAAAAAUAAAGAUGAAAAUUCUUACAAAAAAAUUGAUAAAAAAGAUAGUUACAAUAAAUAUGAAGACAUUUAUAAAAAUAUUGAUGAAAUAAGUAAUUACAAUAAAUAUGAAAAUAUUUAUAAAAAUAUUAAUAAUAAAAAUGGUUACGAUAAAUGUGAAAAUAUUUAUAAUAAUAUUAAUAAUAAAAGAAGUUAUGAUAUAUAUGAAAAUAUUUAUAAUAAUAUUAAUAAUAAAAAAAAUUAUGAUAAAUAUGAAAAUAUUUAUAAAAAUAUUGAUGAAGGAAGUGAUGAUAAAUAUGACAAUAUUUAUAAAAAUAUAAUUAAUAAAAGUAAUUAUAAAAGAGAAAAAUUUAAAAUUAUACAUAAUAAAAAUAGUCAUAAAGUCGAUAAACAUAAUUUUGAUAAUUAUGAUAAUAUCAAAAAGGAAGAUACAUAUAUUUCUAAUCAAUCUAUAGGAAAUGAGAAAGAAAAAUAUACUAAUAAAAUAGAGGCAGAUAAAGAAAAAUUUAGUGUUGAAAUUUUGAAUGAAAAAAAAAAAAUAGAUAAAAAUAUAAAUUUACAAUUUAGACAUAGUAAAGUAAUCAUAAAAAAGAACAGUUAUAAGAAUCACCAUAUAAAUGAAAAAUUUUCAUACUCUCAGAUAAGAAGAUCUUCAGAAAUUUUGAAAGAAUCUAUAAAAAAGAAUAAAAAAGAAAACAAUUACAAUAUUAGUAAAACAGAAAAAUAUAUAGGUAAAUUAAAUAAAAAUAAUGCAGUUUCUGAAGUGAAAAACUUUGAAAAUAUAAUGAAGAUAGAGGGGGAAAAAAAAAAAUACUAUGAUUUUGAUAAAAAUAGAAAUAAAAACAAAAAAUUUAAUUUUGAUUUUAAAAUAAAAGGUAACACUGUGGAAACAAAGGAAAACGAAAUAAAUAUUAAUAAAAAUAGUUUAAAAUUAAAUAUGAGAAAACGCAAAGAAAAUGAAACAAAUGAUUUUUCAAAAAUAAUUAAAAAGAAAAAUUUCUCAAAAUUAAAUAGAACAAAUAAUUUAUCAAAGAUAAUUAAAAAGAAUAAUUUCUCAAAAUUAAAUAGAACAAAUAAUUUAUCAAAGAUAAUUAAAAAGAACAAUAUCUCAAAAUUAAAUAGAACAAAUAAUUUAUCAAAGAUAACUAAAAUGAACAAUAUCUCAAAAUUAAAUAGAACAAAUAAUUUUUCCAAAAUAAUUAAAAAAGGCAAUUCUUCAAAAACGAUUAAAAAAAGUAAUUUUUUAAAAUUAAAUAAGACAAAUGUUUCUAUAAAAAAUAUAAAUAAAAAAGAAAAACUUGCAACUAUACAAAAUGUCGAAAGAAAUAUAUCAAUUUAUGAUGAUAAAGAUGGUACAUUCAAAAAAAAUACAUCAAGAAAAGUUAAAAAAUUAGUUAAAUCAAGUAAGAAAGUAUCACCGAAUUUCAAUUAUCCAUUUUCAUUUGAAUCAGAAAUAGAAAUAGAUGAAAAUUUCAUAAAAAAUAAUAAAAAAGAAGGAUUAAAUUCAAGUUAUAUUGAUUUAAAAAAACUGAAUUUUUCUAAAAGUUCUCUUGAAAAUUUUAUUGAAAAAAAUUUAUUUGAAAAAUCUAAUUCUGAAAUAAAAUUUGGCUAUACAAAAAAAAAAGACUUUCAAAUUAUUUCCAACACAGAUAAUUCACUUUCAAUAAAAAAAAAAAAAAAAAGAAAAAAAAAAUUAUUUGAAAAAAAUAUAAAUUCAAAAAAAACGUCAAGAAAAGAUCAAUCCUCUAAUAUAAGCUACGAUAAGAAUAAAAAACAACUUUAUUUUUCAUCAAAAAAUCUUAUAAAAAAAAAAGGUAGUACAACAUAUCAGAAAAAAAAAAAAAAUUCCAAAUUUUCUAUUCCUAAAGAAAAAGGUCAAUUAAAAAUUUUUGAUUUAAAUAAGAACUUAAGACAUUUUGGUGAUUCUUUUAUAUAUAAAAAGAAAAACUUUAAUAAAAGUUUACAUGAUGAAAAACGUAAUAGCUUUGAUGAAAGUUUAAAAAAAUUUUUUCAUAUUAAACGUAAAGUUAAAUUGAGCAAAAACAUAACAAUCAAUUUUUCAAAUGAUUUGGCAAAUUUAGAAACGAUGGAAAGUAAAAAUGAAGAAAGUGAAGUAACCAGUAAUAAAGAGGAACAAAUGAUAUUUAAAGAAAAAAAUAAUAAAUCAGACAAUGCUCUAGUAAUUAAGAUAAAUAUAAUAACAAUAUUUCUGCUUGAUUUGCAUAUUAAAAAGGCGAAUAUGAAUAGUAAUUAUUAUAUGAAAGUAACUAUUUAUUUUUCUAAUGAUAUCAAAACAAUUAAAAAUAAUUGUGUUACUGAAACGUUUCAAAGCUAUUUUACAUCUUACACUAACGGCGUUGGUUUAUGCUCUGAUGCUUUUAAAAAAAUUAAUUGUGGAAGUUCAUCAAAAAACUUAUUUAAGAUUGUUAUAUCUUGUCGUAAAGAAAAGGCUAUUUUAAAAAAAGAACUAAUAAAACUAUAUAGUAGAACUUUUGAAGCGCCAGUAGAUUUAAGAACUUAUAGCUUAUGUAGAGAUAAAAAAUACUCAUACGAAACAAAUAGUGUAAAUGAUGAACAUUAUGAAAAUAAUGGUACUAUUAUAUUUGGAACACUGUAA
Messenger RNA from Plasmodium gallinaceum, 9906 nucleotides. RefSeq names its product conserved Plasmodium protein, unknown function. NCBI's taxonomy places the organism in Eukaryota, Apicomplexa, Aconoidasida, Haemosporida, Plasmodiidae. The transcript has 8 exons. The coding region runs from base 1 to 9906 and encodes 3301 amino acids. The record is from RefSeq and is a predicted model, not a curated record.